UUCAGCCCAUCCCUUUUUCUGCCUGAGAUUCAGGAGGCAUGGUGACAACACAGCAGCUCUUCAGCAGCAUGCCCACCGUGCAGCUGGAGGGCUGCAGCCAUGAGCUCUCUCAUCAGGCUGGACGAUGAAAACGGCGUUUUCCCCUGACUGUUUCUGAAGACCAGUGCUCAAGGCAUUUCCUCUCGGAAUGCUAGGACAAGCACAGGAGCCCAGAGCAGUAUAAUCCUCAUCACUGAAGGAACAACACAGGGAAUGUCCUCAGUGCUAACAGCUGAAAGAAAUCUGCUUUGUAUCAGCAGCAAUUAAAACUGAUGGGCAGCGUCAGUGGAACCAUGGGGUGCAACAGUUCUGUAGCUGAACAAAGCUCAGAGAAAGCCAUUAGAGCUGCUAUCCUCAUCCAGAACUGGUACCGUGUCACCGUGGCCCGGCUAGAGAUGAGGCGCCGCUAUUCUCUGAGUAUCUUCCAGUCAAUCGAAUACGCUGAUGAGCAAGAUCAACUACAGCUAUCCAACUUCUUUACAUUCAUGCUGGAUCACUGUACUCAUCCUGAUUCAGUUUCUCCUGCUUUCACCAGCCCUAGUGUUGCUCAGGAGGCGGAUGAAGACUUAUAUUUAAGAGAAUUUGAAAAAAAGGUUGAUGUUCCAGACUCUUAUCAUGGACCACGACUCUCAUUCCCCCUUACUACUAAAGAUGUUGAUGCUCUUCUUCAUGCUUUCAGGAAUGAACAGCUGCUUCAUGCCCACUAUGUACUGCAGUUACUGUGUGAAACUAGGAAGGUUCUCAAGGAGAUGCCAAAUAUCACUCAUCUUUCAACUUCCUACUCCAAGGACAUAACUAUCUGUGGAGAUUUGCAUGGAAACCUGGAUGAUCUUUUGCUGAUAUUCUAUAAAAAUGGUCUGCCUUCAGAACAAAACCGUUAUGUCUUUAACGGUGAUUUUGUUGACAGAGGGAAAAAUUCUAUGGAAAUACUUAUAAUCCUGUUUGCAUUUCUUCUCAUCUACCCCAAUGAUUUACACUUGAAUAGAGGAAACCAUGAAGACUACGUCAUGAACCUGAGAUAUGGCUUCACAAAAGAAAUUUCAAGGAAGUACAAGGACCAUUGGAAAGAGAUUAUGUUUCUUCUGCGAGACAUCUUUAGCUGGCUUCCCCUUGCCACUAUAAUUGAUAGCAAAGUUCUCAUCCUACACGGAGGGAUUUCAGACACAACAGAUUUGGAUUUCCUGAAUGCACUUAAGAGAAAUAAGUUGAAGACAUUGAUGAAGCCUCCGAAGCCAGUGGGGAACAGACAGGACCAAGUGAAGGAGAUAAUUCCCAAAACCACACCCAGUAAACACAUUGCCAACCAGAAGAACGUUGCAGGGAAAAAACGACGUACCUCUUCGUCGGGCUCCACUGAGCCUUCAGGCUCAGAUUUAACUCCAGACUUCGACAUGAAGGAAUGGAAACAAAUCCUUGACAUUCUCUGGAGUGAUCCAAGAAGCCAAUAUGGCUGUACACCAAACAAGUGUCGAGGAGGAGGUUGUUACUUUGGCCCUGAUGUCACUGCCAAGCUGUUCAAAAGGUAUAAUCUGAAGCUGCUCAUCAGAUCUCAUGAAUUUAAGCCAGAAGGUUAUGAGAUCAGUCACAAUGGGAAGGUUAUCACUAUAUUUUCUGCCUCUAACUAUUACGAAGAAGGGAGCAACCGGGGAGCCUACAUCAAACUGAAUCCUGAACUGAACCCUCGGUUUGUACAGUAUCGAGUCAGCGAAUGCACAUGCAGGCAGAACCUUCGGGAGAGGGUGGGUACAAUUGAAUCAUCUGCCUUAAUGUCCUUAAAAGAGAAGAUUUACGCUCACAAGGCUGAACUGACAAGUGCUUUUGAACAGUAUGACCUCAAGGGCACAGGCAGCAUUUCUGUCAAUGACUGGGCUACAGCAAUGGACUCUGUCCUACAGCUGGAGCUCCCCUGGAGGAUGCUGCAGCCUCAGCUAGCAGAGAUGAACCCAGAUGGAAAAGUUGACUUCAUGUCAUGUUUUCAGGAUUUGAAUAUAGAUCGACCUAUAAAAGAGGUUCAGCCAGCUUUGAUGGAAACACUGUGCAGAUACAGAAAGGACCUGGAGAUCAUCUUUAACAUCAUUGACAAAGAUCACUCAGGUCUGAUCUCUCUUGAAGAGUUCAGCCAGACGUGGAAACUCUUUGCUUCUCACCUGGGCAUCGAAGUAGAUGAUGAAUCCCUUGACAAGUUAGUCCUCAGCAUAGACUACAACAAAGAUGGCCACAUUGACUUCAAUGAAUUUUUAGAGGCCUUUCGUGUGGUUCAUAGACUAGACAAAAAGGCAAAGUCCUGAAAAGGCUGAAGUUGCAGUGGGCUGUCCUGGAAGCUCACCUUCUGUCACUAGUCACAAACAGUCUGGGCAGCCAGUUUCCAGACUGACAAACAAUAAAUGGGCUGCUGGAUACGCUAAGCACUGAGGUCACUGUGUAAGCUUUUAUUUAGUCCCUUCUGCAUGAUAUGGAAUAAGACAAGAGAGAUGAAAACCCACUACUUACAGCAUUCCUGUGUCACUGCCACAUCAGUACCUUACAAUUUAUC
This is a messenger RNA of Apus apus (common swift), 2572 nucleotides long. RefSeq names its product protein phosphatase with EF-hand domain 1 (gene PPEF1). Gene Ontology annotation, biological process: detection of stimulus involved in sensory perception. Lineage: Eukaryota; Metazoa; Chordata; Aves; Apodiformes; Apodidae. Gene Ontology annotation, molecular function: manganese ion binding; iron ion binding; protein serine/threonine phosphatase activity. Bases 312 to 2327 code for a protein of 671 amino acids. Gene Ontology annotation, cellular component: nucleus; cytosol. The transcript is spliced from 17 exons. The record is from RefSeq and is a predicted model, not a curated record.